AUGGAAUCCGACUCGGCCCCCUCCAACUGGCAAGACCUCGUCGCGCAAAAGCAACGCGAGUGCGAACAGAAGAUCCCCCGCGAAUGGGUCCCGAGCGGGGCCAUACUCGCGGGCCGACACCCACGAUUGUUGGAGUACGACUUGCCCCGUCGCAGUGGUCUUCUUUCCGAGAGCGAAUUGGAUAUUACGGAGAAUUAUACCGCCAGUCAGUUAUUGGUUAAGUUGGCUUCUGGAUGUGUUAGUUCUUUGAAUGUUACUACGGCGUUUUGUAAGAGGGCUGCUAUUGCCCAGCAGGUUCUAUCUUGUCUAACAGAGUCAUUCUUUUCUGAGGCGCUUGAGCGCGCUAAGUAUUUGGAUGAGUACCUCCAACGUGAAGGGAGACCUAUUGGACCUCUCCAUGGUCUACCUAUUAGUCUAAAAGAUAGCUUCUGUGUUGAGGGUACACAGUCAACAGUUGGAUAUGUCGCUCUUCUGAAAGAGGAACCAUCGAAGACGAAUUCCGCGCUCGUGAAGAUGUUGUUGAAGCUGGGAGCGGUCCUAUACGUCAAGACGAACAUUCCACAGACAAUGAUGACCGCCGACUCCGAAAACAACAUCUUCGGCCGCACCCUCAACCCCCACAACACAACCCUAACAGCAGGCGGAUCCAGCGGCGGCGAAGGCGCACUCGUAUCAUUCCGCGGAUCCAUCCUAGGCGUGGGAACCGAUAUCGCCGGCUCAAUCCGCAUCCCAGCAUUAUGCUGCGGCGUCUAUGGCUUCAAGCCAACAGCCAACCGCAUUCCCUUCGGUGGACAGGUAUCCGGUGCUACGGAGGGAAUGCCGGGACUGAUUCCAGCAGCUGGGCCAUUGGCACACAGUAUCGCUGAUUUGAAGUUACUUAUGAGUACAGUCAUUGGGGAUGGUCAUGCGUGGAAAUAUGACUCUGGGGCUGUUAGUGUACCCUGGCAGAGUAUCCCGUGUGGUAUCAACGAUACUGCUAAUGGGAGUUUGAGUAUUGGUGUUCUGGCUGAGGAUAAACAUUUCCCGCUUCACCCACCUGUUAAGCGGGCUUUGGACUCUGCGAUUGAGGUAUUGACUCGUGUCGGACACCGGAUCGUCCGUCUCAGUGCUAGUGGUGAUGAAGCGCUGAGUGUGGCUUAUGCUUCACGUCUCGCAUUCCAAUACUUGACCUACGGCCCGCAUAAAGAUCUUAUUGCCGCUAGUGGUGAGCCCCUUGUGGCAUCCGUGACUAAAGCUGCUGCACCUAUGUUCUCAGGUCCUUUUUCUGUAGAACAGGGACUUGAACCGUUUGACACAAUCCAGGCGCUGCAUGAAGCCAGGGCGCGGGUUAAUGAUGCUUGGCGGCAAACUUGGGUUGAUCAGAAGCUCGAUGUUAUCUUGGCUCCUGGGGCUCAGAAUACUGCUGUUGGUUAUGAUACUUAUGGAUGGCCUCCUUAUACUGUUAUCUGGAACUUGUUGGAUUAUCCUGCGUGCAUAAUCCCAUAUGGAAAAGCAUCUAAAGACCUUGAUUCAGAGCCGAUGAAUACAUCAGACGAUGUUCAGCCCAACUAUAUCCCCGGCGAAGUCGACGGCGCACCUUGUGCUAUCCAAGUCAUCACACCCCGAUUCCAGGAUGAGAAGUGUCUCUGGGCAGCUGAUAUAAUUGACAAGGCGUUGGCUACGUACGGCAAGAAAUAA
Molecule: messenger RNA, 1677 nt
Organism: Penicillium canescens
Lineage: Eukaryota; Fungi; Ascomycota; Eurotiomycetes; Eurotiales; Aspergillaceae
Gene: gmdB
Product: general amidase GmdB
Exons: 5
Coding region: 1-1677 (558 amino acids)
Source: RefSeq, a predicted model, not a curated record